This is a messenger RNA of Ctenocephalides felis (cat flea), 1162 nucleotides long. Its product is annotated as microtubule-associated protein RP/EB family member 1-like. Gene Ontology annotation, molecular function: microtubule plus-end binding. Gene Ontology annotation, cellular component: cytoplasmic microtubule; microtubule plus-end; spindle midzone. Gene Ontology annotation, biological process: protein localization to microtubule plus-end; spindle assembly; regulation of microtubule polymerization or depolymerization. The transcript has a single exon. The record is from RefSeq and is a predicted model, not a curated record. Bases 252 to 1079 code for a protein of 275 amino acids. Lineage: Eukaryota; Metazoa; Arthropoda; Insecta; Siphonaptera; Pulicidae.
UUCCUUUGCCGACAUACUUUUUGACAGUACGACAUGGCAGUAUAUCAUUUUACACGCCUCAAUUAUUAUAUUUAAUCGACAUUACGCAUCAAGUUAUGUAGGUAAGCCGAAUUCUUUACGCUCAAAAGAACAUCAAAAACAUAUACAGGCCGGUGAAUCUAGUGUGCGUUACAAUUCGUGAAUUGUUUUCCAUUUGACUUGAGAACAAAUUAAAAUAGUACAACGCAACUACUACGAGAGAUCGGUUUACAAUGGCGGUUAAUGUGUAUUCUACAAACGUUACAUCCGAAAACCUAUCCAGACAUGAUAUGCUAGCUUGGGUAAAUGAUUGUUUAUCAUGUUCUUAUUCGAAAAUAGAAGAAUUAUGCACGGGCGCGGCUUAUUGUCAAUUUAUGGAUAUGUUAUUCCCUGGCAGUGUGCCCAUGAAGAGAAUAAAAUUCAAGACCAACUUAGAACAUGAAUAUAUCCAAAAUUUCAAGUUGCUGCAGGCCUCUUUCAAUAAAAUGGGUGUGGACAAGAUCGUGCCCAUUGAUAAGUUAGUCAAAGGAAGAUUUCAGGAUAACUUCGAGUUCAUGCAAUGGUUCAAGAAGUUUUUUGAUGCUAACUUUGAUGGUCGUGAUUAUGAUGCAUUAGCAAUGCGUGAGGGAGCUCCAAUGGGAAAUGCUAGUGGUAAUAGAAACAUGAUAGCUAAGAAAACCCCAGCACCUAGAUUUGACUCCAAUAAAACAGCCAGAAGUGCAAUCUCCGCUAAUAAUCCCUCAAGAGUCCAAACAACAGCAAAACCAAAACCAAGUCUCGCAACUAAUAAUAGAGGUGCUGCUGGGGAUACCGGCAAAGUAGAUGAAUUAACUAAUCAAGUGCUUGAUUUGAAGUUGAACGUGGAAGGGUUAGAGAAGGAAAGGGAUUUCUAUUUCAGCAAACUUCGUGAAAUUGAAAUCUUAUGUCAAGAAAGUCAAGAUACAAGUGAUAAUCCGCUAAUCACAAAAAUAAUGGAUGUUCUUUAUGCUACUGAAGAUGGCUUUGCUCCCCCUGAUGAAAUCGAAGGUGUUGCAAACGAAGAAGAGGAGGAAGAGUAUUAAAAUUGUAAAGUGAUGAUGAUGGGUUAAGUUUUGUACUUGGAGUAAAUUAUUUUUAAAUUGAAGUAAUAAAAUUUUAAACUGUA